This is a messenger RNA of Nicotiana tabacum (common tobacco), 3568 nucleotides long. Lineage: Eukaryota; Viridiplantae; Streptophyta; Magnoliopsida; Solanales; Solanaceae. The record is from RefSeq and is a predicted model, not a curated record.
CACCUAACGAAUUCUAAACAAUUUCCUUCCAUUUUCAUAACUGCUAAUAAUAAUAAUAAUGACAAAUAAUUAAAUAAUCAUUGUCAUUAGUCUUCUCUAAAGAACGUGCUCACUUUAUGCCUUUCCAUAUCUAUACAGCUUCUUCCUCCGUUUUUGUUUUGGCGAAAUUCUCAACUUUUGUCGUUGACGGAUGUUCUCUGAAUUGAAGACCGUACUCUAGUUACCAUCAUGAAUUCAAUACUGGAUCGCGUAGCUAAAGACUGUGGUAGACGGAAUAACUCAAGUGCGUCCACUAGUGGGGACAUCUUUGAGCCUUUGUCAAGUAGUAAUGCUAAGCAACAGGCAAUUUUGGUAGAGUGGAUAAACAGUCUUCUUCCUUACUUAAGUUUGCCAAUAAAUGCUUCUGAUGAGGAGUUAAGAACGUACUUAGUCGAUGGUACUAUCUUGUGUCAAUUAUUGAACAAGUUGAAACCAGGUUCCAUACCAGAGUUUGGUGGUUUAGGUCAUUCUUCGGGGUUAGGCUCAGAAAAUAUAAAAAGGUUUUUGGCAGCUAUGGAUGAAAUGGGCCUUCACAGGUUUCAAGCAUCAGAUCUAGAAAAGGGAUCCAUGAAACUUGUUCUAGAAUGCCUUUUAACACUUCGAGCAGAAUUUAUGCCGAAUGUUGGAGGAGAUGGUUUUAACACGCCAUUAUCUCGUAAAUCUAGUACUGAUGCAAGUACAAGAUGUAAACAGUUGGGAGAAGCUUUUGGAUGUGCUGAUGUAGCUUACAGACAGGAAUUGUCAAGUACUCAUUCUUCCCCAUCCUCAACAGACGGGAAACGAAAGAUAGGAUCAGAUUCAAAAUUCCAGCGGGCUUUGAGAAGUCCUGUAAUGGCAGAGCCAUCAGCUGCAUUGUUACAUCACGUUGGACAUAAAUUCCAUGAAGUAUUUCAGCUUAAACAAGGGGGUUAUGCUGAUCUUCCGCCUUCAAAGAUUUCCGAAAUGAUGAAAUCUAACAGUUUGGAUAUUGCCCCCACGCAGUCUCUUCUCAGUGUUGUGAAUGGGAUUCUUGAUGAAAGCAUUGAGCGGAAGAAUGGCGAGAUACCUCACCGUGUAGCAUGCUUGUUGAGAAAGGUCGUGCAAGAAAUUGAGCGGCGAAUCUCUACUCAAGCUGAACAUCUUAGAACGCAAAACAAUCUAUUCAAAACUCGUGAGGAGAAAUACCAGUCACGGAUAAGAGUCCUGGAAGCCCUUGCAACUGGGACUAGUGAAGAGACACAGAUUGUAAUGAACCAGCUUCAGCAGAUUAAGAAUGUAAAAAUCAAAAUGGAGGAGGAAAAGAAAAAUGAGGAUCAGGAUGUGGUUAGAUUGAUGAAGGAGAAGGAUGAUCAUAGUCAAGAGAUUGCAGCUUUAAAACAAGAAAUGGAAAUAGCUAAGAGAACAUAUGAACAACGCAGCGUAGAAAUGGAAAAAGAGGCCAGAGAAGCUCAACAAAAGCUUGAGGAGAGGUUGAAAGAGGUUGAGAGCCUUUUAAAAGAAUCAACAAACAGAGUGAAAGAAAUCGAGAUGUUUUCUGAAUCAAAAUCACAGAGGUGGAGCAAGAAGGAGAAUGUUUACCAAAUAUUCACAGAAUUCCAGCUUGGCGCACUACGUGAGCUGAGGUUUGCCUCUCAGUCAAUAAAGCAAGAAGUAGUGAAAACACAAAGGAACUAUGCAGAGGAAUUCAAUCAAUUAGGUGCAAAAUUUAGAGCACUAGACCAUGCUGCUGCAAACUACUCUGCCGUCCUUGCUGAGAAUCGCAAACUACACAAUGAGGUCCAGGAGUUAAAAGGAAAUAUUAGAGUGUAUUGUCGGAUAAGGCCAUUCCUUCGUGGACAAAAGGAAAACCAGACAGUGGUUGAAUACAUCGGAGAAAAUGGGGAGCUAGUUGUUGUAAAUCCUUCGAAACAAGGAAAAGAAGGCCGUAGGUCCUUCAAGUUUAAUACGGUCUACAGUCCAACUGCAAUACAAGCUCAAGUGUAUUCAGAUAUUCAGCCCUUAAUACAGUCUGUACUUGAUGGUUUUAAUGUAUGCAUAUUCGCCUAUGGUCAGACUGGCUCAGGGAAAACGUAUACCAUGACUGGCCCUGAAGGAGCAAGCGAGGAGGAUUGGGGAGUCAAUUAUCGAGCUUUGAAUGAUCUUUUCAGAAUUUCUCAAAUGAGAGAGAGCACUUUCAAGUAUGAGAUCAAAGUUCAAAUGAUGGAAAUAUAUAAUGAACAAGUUCGUGACUUACUGUCAAGUGAUGGUUCUCAAAAAAGACUUGGGAUUUUAUCUACCUCUCAACCCAAUGGGUUAGCUGUCCCAGAAGCAAGCAUGUUCCCGGUCAAUGGAACCUCUGAUGUCUUAGACUUGAUGGAUACGGGAUUGAGAAAUCGAGCAAAAGGUUCCACAGCCAUGAAUGAAAGAAGUAGUCGAUCACACAGCAUCGUGACUAUCCAUGUUCACGGGAAGGAUAUAAAGAGUGGUUCAUCUAUGCAUAGUAGCCUUCAUUUGGUGGAUCUUGCUGGAAGUGAAAGGGUAGACCGCUCUGAGGUGACGGGAGAUAGACUAAAAGAGGCACAACAUAUAAAUAAGUCAUUGUCUGCUUUAGGAGAUGUCAUCUCAGCUUUGGCACAGAAGAAUGCUCACAUUCCAUACAGAAACAGCAAGCUCACUCAAGUCCUUCAGACUUCAUUAGGUGGUCAAGCAAAGACACUUAUGUUUGUGCAACUUAACCCUGAAGUUGCUUCAUAUUCAGAAACCAUGAGCACAUUAAAAUUUGCUGAGAGAGUAUCUGGAGUUGAGCUAGGCGCUGCUCGAAGUAGCAAAGACGGCAGGGAUAUCAGAGACUUGAUGGAGCAGGUCGCGUCUCUCAAGGAUACAAUAGCUAAGAAAGAUGAGGAGAUUGAGCAACUGCAGCUUCUCAAAGAUCAAAAGAAUGUUUCCCCAGAAGCCAAUGGUGAGAAACGCAGUCCAAAUUCAUUCAGCGACGCAGAUAAUGAGGAAAGACUAAGUGAUAUGCUAUCUGAUAGUGGUCUUUCUGUGGGCACAGAAACUGAUGGAUGUGCUGAAAGCAUCAAUCCUUUCCCUGAAGGAGACAAACCACCAAAGAACACAAAUAAACAUAAAGCUAUAUAUAAAAUUCCUAGAUCACCACAAAAAUCAGUGAGGGAUUCUCCGAAAGUCUCAAAUGGUCUGGGAAAAUCGGUCAGUGCAACUAAUUUGUUGGCCAAACCUACAAAAAGGUGGCAGUAAUAUGAUGUAGUUGCUGUAUUUAUCAAAUUUCCUUCUUUCUCCUACAGUCCCUUGCAUGAAAGUUUUCCUACAUUGUACAGAUUCUUUUCAUUGACCAGAGAGUCCCCUUUUAGUGUCUAGGACUAUACAUGACCCUUUUAUGUUUUUUGCUUCAAUAGUGUUACUCUUUUUUUUUCCCUUUCUUUUAUUAGGAUAUAGUACACUCAAUUCUUUUAUGUAGGUUAUUAUUUCUCCAUAAGGAAUUCAGCUAGUAAAUCUUGUAUAAAGCCUAUCGAGUUGUAACAUACAAGUGUUGUUUUAUCAGCAAAUUAUCUUU